Molecule: messenger RNA, 1128 nt
Organism: Diabrotica virgifera virgifera (western corn rootworm)
Lineage: Eukaryota; Metazoa; Arthropoda; Insecta; Coleoptera; Chrysomelidae
Product: regucalcin
Exons: 6
Coding region: 145-1059 (304 amino acids)
Biological process (GO): L-ascorbic acid biosynthetic process
Molecular function (GO): gluconolactonase activity; calcium ion binding
Source: RefSeq, a predicted model, not a curated record
UACCAAAUAAUCGCAUCUAGAUUAUAUUUACAACACUAACAGUUUACUACAGGUUGGAUAUUUGUCACUAAUAUUUGUUUUGUGAUCUCACCGUUUAUAUACGUUCAACAUUUAACUACAUAGUACGAAUUUUUAAUCGUAAGUAUGGCCCCUGUUAUUGAAAAAGUGGUAGAUGGAUUAACGUUUGCAGAAUCGCCUUAUUGGGAUGCAAACAACCAGUGUCUCUAUUUUGUUGACCUCAUGGAAAGCACAGUAUAUAGGUAUGCACCGAGGAGUAAGCGGAAAUUAAGGCAAGUUAAAAUAGAAAACCAUAAAAUAUCAAUGAUAAUUCCAGUAAUGGAGAGAAAAAAUCGUUUUAUAAUUGGACUGAACAAUUCGAUAGCAGUUAUGGACUGGAACAGAAAAGAUAGUGAAGUAAAAUCAAUCAAUAAACUUUACGAAGUUGACAUAGAUUACGUAAACUUUUUUACUGGCGGAAAAUUUGACCUAACCGGAAGAUUAUGGGCAGGCACUACGACUGACUAUGGUGUAUCUGGAAAUUUUAGGGGGAAGCUUUACAGUUUUGAUGAAGAAGGUGUUGUCAAGUGCCAUCGAAUUGGAAUCGGUAUUUCGAAUGGUAUAGCUUUUGACUAUAAUAACAAGAAAAUGUAUUUUACAGACUCACUAAGCCAAAGAAUAGAUCAAUACGACAUUGAUUUUAACACCGGAUCAUUGUCUAACAGGCAAGUUAUUUUCUCGUUAUACAACCAUGCAGAAUUUGAUGAAGAUGCCAUAUGUGGUGGCAUGACGAUAGAUAAAGAAGGAAACCUAUGGGUAGCAGUCUUCGAAUCUUCAAGAGUGUACAAAAUUAAUCCACGAAUACCAGAUACUGUCUUGCAGAUAUUGCAAUUUCCAAAUUCACAAAUAACUUCUAUCACAUUUGGAGGAAAACAUUUAGAUGAGCUAUAUGUAACUUCAGCAGGGAUUCAAGGAAAUAUGGAAGAAAUCCACGGUUGUGUCUAUCGGGUUACUGGAUUGGACGUUAAAGGAGUGCCAGCAGACAAAGGCGUUGUUCUUUAAAACCGAGCAAAAUAGUUAAACUUUUUUAUUUAUUUUGUAAUAACUUCUAAAUAAAUUUUAAAUAAAAAA